This is a messenger RNA of Didymodactylos carnosus, 505 nucleotides long. The record is from the annotation of a GenBank genome assembly. NCBI's taxonomy places the organism in Eukaryota, Metazoa, Rotifera, Eurotatoria, Philodinida, Philodinidae.
AUGGAACGUACCCAAUCUGACUAUCAUCAAAGAGGCGAAGAAGAUGUUGGAUUAGAGACGAUCUGCGCAGAACUUUUAAAAUCAGAUAGAGUUGUACACGGGUAUUCUGAUUUUGAAUUUCUUUUUUCAAGCUCAGAAUAUCCUCGUCUAUUAGACGAAAGGAUAUUUCCCAGGCUACUAGAUAAUCAGAAAUUUGAAAUUGAAUGGCCUCGUAAAAUACCCCCACAGUUAUCUCUCUUAAUGUUAGGCGUUCCGUCUGGCACUAAUAUAGAUGAAUUAAGACAAGAUGUUCAAAGAAUUUAUCCAUCGAUUGUUACAGCCGCUAGUCAACCAACGUAUAAAUCGAUAACAAGUGUACAUGUUAGAUUAGACUUUCGUAAUUCUACAGAAUAUGACAGAUGUAAAGAAAUUGGUAAGAUUAGUCUAGAUCAUUUUGAAUUCAAGAUCAAAGAAUUUUUUAGCACGCCAAAAGUCUUGUUUUGUCAGAAAUGUCAUGGAUAUGGUC